This is a messenger RNA of Purpureocillium lilacinum, 1611 nucleotides long. Its product is annotated as RNA polymerase C-22 sterol desaturase. The record is from RefSeq and is a predicted model, not a curated record. Gene Ontology annotation, biological process: sterol metabolic process. NCBI's taxonomy places the organism in Eukaryota, Fungi, Ascomycota, Sordariomycetes, Hypocreales, Ophiocordycipitaceae. Gene Ontology annotation, molecular function: heme binding; oxidoreductase activity, acting on paired donors, with incorporation or reduction of molecular oxygen; iron ion binding.
AUGGACGCCGCCAACGCCUCCUCGUCCGCCUUCACCUCGGUGCUCGCCAAUGCCAAAUAUGGCGGUGUCGCGGUGCCUCCCCAGCUCGACUAUGUCGUCGACGCCAUCACGACGGCUAGCCCGUGGGCUCUCCUCCUGACCAUCUUUGCCGUCUGUGUUGUUUACGAUCAGAUGAGCUACAUUCUGAGCAAAGGCUCCAUCGCCGGCCCUGCCUGGAAGAUGCCCUUUAUCGGUCCCUUCCUCCAGUCCAUGGACCCCAAGUUCGAGGAGUACUACGCCAAAUGGGCCAGCGGCCCCCUGAGCUGCGUCUCCGUCUUCCACAAGUUCGUUGUUAUCGCUUCCACUCGAGACAUGGCCCGCAAGGUCCUCAACUCCCCGGCAUACGUCAAGCCUUGCGUCGUCGAUGUUGCUCACAAACUUCUCGGUCACGACAACUGGGUCUUCCUCGAUGGCAAGGCUCACGUCGACUUCCGCAAGGGUCUCAACGGCCUCUUCACCCGAAAGGCGCUCGAGUGCUACCUGCCCGGCCAGGAGGAGGUGUACAAGCGCUACUUCAAGAAGUUCCUCGACGUCACCAAGGAGAACAACGGCAAGCCCGUUCCCUUCAUGCCCGAGUUCCGUGAGCUCAUGUGCGCCGUCUCUUGCCGGACCUUUGUCGGCCACUACAUCUCGGACGAGGCAGUCAAGAAGAUUGCCGACGACUACUAUCUCAUUACCGCCGCCCUCGAACUCGUCAACUUUCCCAUCAUCAUCCCCUUCACCAAGACGUGGUACGGCAAGAAGGCCGCCGACAUGGUGCUGGCCGAGUUCGCAAAGUGUGCCGCGAAGAGCAAGGUCCGCAUGGCCGCGGGUGGCGAAGUCAGCUGCAUCAUGGACGGCUGGGUGUUGCAGAUGAUCAACUCGGAGCGCUGGCGCGAGGCCGAAGCCAAGGGCGAGAAGAUCGAGGGCAUGGAAAAGCCCUCGCCGAUGCUGCGCAUGUUCAACGACUACGAAAUCUCCCAGACAGUCUUCACCUUCCUCUUCGCUUCCCAGGACGCCACUAGCAGCGCCGCCACCUGGCUCUUCCAGAUUGCUGCUCAACGACCCGACGUCUUGGACCGCGUCCGCGAGGAGAAUCUCCAGGUCCGCAACGGCGACGUCAAUGCCGAACUGAACAUGGAUCAGCUUGAGUCCCUCAAGUAUACCCGCGCCGUAGUUCGCGAGCUUCUCCGAUACCGGCCGCCCGUCCUGAUGGUUCCCUACAUGGUGAAGAAGCCUUUCCCCAUCACCGACUCGUACACCGUCCCCAAGGGCUCGAUGCUGAUUCCCACGACGUACAUGGCUCUGCACGACCCUGACGUGUACGAGAACCCCGACCACUUUGAUCCCGAGCGAUACUACUCCGGCGAUGCCGAGGUCAAGGGUGCCAAGAACUACCUCGUUUUUGGCACCGGCCCACACUACUGCCUCGGCCAGGUGUACGCGCAGCUGAACCUGGCUCUCUUCCUCGGAAAGGCGUCGGUGCAGCUCAACUGGACACACCACCCGACGCCGCUGUCCGAGGAGAUUAAGGUCUUUGCGACCAUCUUUCCCAAGGACGACUGCCCUUUGACGUUUGAGGAGCGCAAGUGA